GCUUGCUCACGGUUGUGGGACGUUGAAUCGACUGACUACUGCCGCUCUCGAUGAAUUACGAUAUUUGCAGUCUACCGCUCGCGUCGAGUAGCCGAGGGAGCGAGCAGGCCGAGAGGGCCGAACAAGGGACCGACAAAACGGUGGGCUGAGCGAGGGCCGAGGGCCGCGACCGACGAGGCGCGACGAGGGAGGCGAAGAGGCGCGGGGUCAAACUACUGCUGCGUCCACCGCCCGCGCCCUAGGGCGGAUCUUUCGCCGGGCGCGCAAGGCCGCGCAGCCAUACUCAUGGCUGCAGCGCGGUGCCCGCGCGCCGAAGCCGAACUUCAGUCCAGAAGCCAGCCCUCGGUGACGACAUCCUCCUCGUCCUCCACUUCUGGUCAGGAGACUGGCAAAUCUGCUUCCGCCGUCGCCGCCGUCGGCCGCCGUCGCCCCCUCACCAAAUCGAUCCAGGCCGAGACCUCGUCCCCUAGGUAGCCCGAGGGGGCUGCUCCUAGAGUGGCCGUGGCGCCCAUCGCGCGGAAGCUCUCCAUGAUCUUCACCUCUGCGUCCGUCCUGUCGAGAGUGAACACCACCUUCAGCGCGUCUUCUUGCAUGCGCCCCUUGCAAAGCGGCAGCGGCGCGCGAACGUCGGGGGCUCUCCAUCUCGGCCAGGAACGCCUCCAUGCACUCUCGGUUGUUCCUCCUGAUCUCCUCUAUGGCCAGCGCCUCGGUCAUCGCGCAGAAGACCGCGGGCGCUGGGGGCCGAACCCGCGGAGGUCGUUCAUGAUCUUCUCGGCCUCGGCGUCUUGCAUCCUGGAGGUGGCGGCGUCCGUGUCCUUCGCCGCCUUGGCCUUCUCCUUUAGCUUGCUGACCUCCGUGCGCAUGUUGUUCGCCGCCGUCGAGAAGUCCUGGCCCUCGCUCUGCGUCGCCUUGGCCGCGGGCGACUCCUCCUCUGGCAAGACUGUGCGCGCGGCGCGGUGAUCCCCCGCAUCGCGCGCGGGCGCUGCGCCGGUUGCGAUGCAAGCGCCGAGAGGUGGAAGCGGAGCUCCUUGAGGCCGGUGUCCCUGGUCGUGAUCUUCCGCUCCGUGGCCUCGGCGCGACGUAGACCUCCGCGUCGCGUCCUCGGCCUCUGCGCCGACCCCUCUCCUCCCGCUGGGCCGCGAGCUAGUCGAGCACCCGUCUCGGCCCUCUGGCUCGUGCGGCUGGUGCUUUUGGCGUCGGUCGCGAGCUGCCCGGUAAGCCCUGGGGCCGCCAUCUGCCUUUCUUCUCGAACUCCUUCCCCGCCCCCGCCGGCGAUGCUGCCGCCACCCACGUCCUGGCCAUAACUAGAGAGAGGGUUGCAGCACGUGGUACGAAGAGGCCCUCCGUCGAGCGAGCGUCCGCGCCUCGGAGACGGGCAGCAGGAGGCGGCUGGGCAUGGCGGCGCCGUGGUCGCUGUGCAAAUGGCACAGGCCGAGGCAUGACCAUCGAUACGGCACGCCCUUCCAGCGUCGGCGGCAGGUGUGAGCAAACAUGGCU
Molecule: messenger RNA, 1497 nt
Organism: Prorocentrum cordatum
Lineage: Eukaryota; Dinophyceae; Prorocentrales; Prorocentraceae
Source: the annotation of a GenBank genome assembly